This is a messenger RNA of Echinops telfairi (small Madagascar hedgehog), 419 nucleotides long. RefSeq names its product mitochondrial ribosomal protein L33 (gene MRPL33). The transcript is spliced from 4 exons. The coding region runs from base 60 to 332 and encodes 90 amino acids. Gene Ontology annotation, cellular component: ribosome; mitochondrion. Gene Ontology annotation, biological process: translation. The record is from RefSeq and is a predicted model, not a curated record. Lineage: Eukaryota; Metazoa; Chordata; Mammalia; Afrosoricida; Tenrecidae. Gene Ontology annotation, molecular function: structural constituent of ribosome.
GUUGAGGUCGAAUGAUUCCCACGAAUGACGACCCCGAAUGGGAAGAGUAGAACUGUGUCAUGGAGCCUUCCAGGCUGUGUGACCUGACAGAGCAGAUGGCCAGGCCUGCCUCCCAAGGAACCUGCACCCCUAAAACUUCGAAACUAGUUAACACCGUUGCCAGGAGCAAAUCAAAAAACAUUCUGGUGAAAAUGUUGAGCCAAGCUGGGACAGGGUACACCUUCAACACCAAGCGAAGCCGGCUUCGGGAGAAACUGACCCUUUUGCGUUAUGACCCUGUUGUGCAGAAAAAAGUCCUCUUUGUGGAACAGAAAAAAAUACGCUCCAUCUAAACAAUGGAUUGAAAAUGAAUUUGGUUUAUAAAAAAGAAGACUGGAGGGUGGGACACGGAUUCAGAAAUCCCGCUGAGGGUAAUGAAA